CUCUCUCUGCCCCCGUCUCUCUCUCUCUGCCUGUCUCUGUCUCACUCGGUCGUGUCAGAGUGGGAAUCAUGUCCCGGAGGAAACAACCCAAACCGCAGCACAUCCACACUGAUGGUUUGUCUCUGCACAGACGCUCUGAAGAUGCGGAGCCUCCUGCAGUGGAUCACUUUGCUCAUGUCUGCAGCCGAUGCUGUGCUGAGUUUACUGCGCUAACAGGCCUGGAGCGACAUCGCAGCGACUGCUCCGCAAACCCUCCGGUUCUGAUUGUGAACGAGGAUGAAGAUCUGCUGUCCGGCAGCAACAUUUUUCCUGCUUCAUCACCAGCCAGCCGGAAGCCGUGUGAAACAGCUAAUAACUCUGAGAUGGAAGACGUGAACGCAUCACGGGACAGAUCCUACUCAAAUGCAGAAUCCAUGGAUUGUUGUAGCAGCAGAAGUAGCCGCAGAAGCGUGGGAAGCCCAGGGAGCACGAGCAGUAACCAGAGCAUCACUGGCACUCAGUGUGAGGCUGUCCGUUGGACCUCGGUUUUCCCAGAACCUGAACCCGGCCGCUCAGCUGAGAAUCUUGAGAGCCCUGAAGUGGCCGUGGCUCAGCUUUCGAAGUCGCCGCACUCGGAGAGCUGCCACAGUGAGGCCGACAUCUCGUCUCUGCUGCAGCAGCUCCUCGCUCUGCAAAUACAACAAAUCCACCAGCUGCAGCUAAUUGAUCAAAUCCGUCACCAGGUUCUGUUGUUUGCUUCUCACCAAGCUGAGACACAAGAGACUGUGGUGAUCUACACCAAAGACCUGUCAUCUCCAAAAUCCACCAAUCAGCUCAAGGCUCUCAGUGCUCAUCAGCAACUCACUGCAGCUGCUGGCACAGCCAAACGUUUAUCAACUCGGUCUGCUAACAUAAGUAACUGUGAGCAUUUUACAGCCACAGAGCAGCCAAACCAAAGUCAGCCUGAUAGCAAAGAUGUGCCAUCAAGCUCAGAGUCCUCACAAACUUUUAGGAAGCUCACGACAACAGCAGUUCACAAGCGUGUUUCCAAAAACCAGCAUCUGAGCCGUGGUGCUUCUGACUCCCCACUUAACUUCUUAUCCCAAACCAAGAUGUCCUCUUUGAUGUUUAGCAAUAAUUGCUUCAUCAGUCAGACUUCUGAGACCUCCAGUUUACCGAAACCUUCAUCAGACUGUGUGCCAAACAUCAGUGAGAUCGUGGAGGAUCUGGACGCCCUGACAGCUUUGGCUCGGAAAAUGAAAUGCAAGAAUCUGAAGCUUUCUGCAGCCACCCGGUCAUCGAAAGGGUCUCUCUUCCAAUGCAGAUUUUGCACCAAAGCUUUUGGGAGCAGCAGUGCCUUGCAAAUUCACCUGCGAUCGCACACUGGAGAACGGCCAUACAAAUGCAACAUCUGUGGGAACGGCUUCUCCACACGAGGGAACCUAAAGGUUCAUUUUCAGCGGCACACAGAGAAGCACCCGCUCAUCCAGGUGAACAUGCUUCCAAAGCACCUGGAUAAUAUCCAAAAAACUGCUGAGAUUCCUCUUGACACGAAUUUGUCACCAAAGAAGGCAGCUGCAAGAUGGCUCAACAGGUCUCCACUCCCAACGACAGGAACCUCCGGGUCCCUGGAGGAGUCAGACUCCAUCGACCUGUCCUCUCUCAUCAAAAAAGAGGAAAACUUUAUCUCAGUAGCCAUUAAUACAACACCAUGCAUGGAGCUCAGGUCAAAGGCAAACCUGACAAAGACCUCUGAUUCAGAUUGGACCAGUCAACAUGUGAAACCAUCUUUUGACUUCCUGUCCACAACAAUGGCCACAAAGUCAGAGGAAUCAAUCAGUGUCAUACCCAACCCAUACAUCCUUCCCAAAUCUACCUCACUGUCAGGAUUCCUUUCAUUAAAACGCUCUAACAAGCCCAAACUCACCGCUGACAAAAGAGUGCCAGACCCAAAUGAGUGUGCCAUCUGCCAUCGUGUACUCAGCUGUCAAAGCGCCCUGAGGAUGCACUUUCGCACACAUACAGGUGAGCGUCCGUACCAGUGUGAACUGUGUGGCCGAGCUUUCACGACCAAAGGAAACCUGAAGACCCACCAGGCUGUUCACCGUGCCACAGUCCCGUUAAGAGGACAACACUCCUGCCCCAUCUGCCACAGGAAGUUCACCAAUGCUGUAGUCUUGCAGCAACAUGUGCACAUGCACAUGGAAGGUCACUUUCCCAGCACAGACCUCACAAAUCAGAAAUACUCAGUGGAUUGUAAUGAAGCAUUUGGGGACAAAACUAAACUGAAUCAAAGAAAAAACGUUCCUGAGGACGGAGGCUUUCGUGACAGCUCAUUACGUGGAUUCAAAUCCCUGUCCAUCCAUUUGUCCCCAUCUCCGUUUGCUAAAAAUCUAAUUGAUGCUAACAAGAAGACAGGUUUCUAUGGGCUGCAUGGGGAGCUGCAGCUCAAACGGAUUAAAACAGAGAGGCCAGAGGGAUCAAAUGAGGAAUGCAGUCAAACAAACAACCAACAGGCUGCUGACAGCAGCCAGCGGUGGGACACUUUGUCCAUGUCUGGCAGUCCAGCUCCUGAGCAGGCUCCUAAAGGCCAAGCCUCCGUGUACUUUAAAACUGCAAGGCUUGACCAACCAUUCCAGACUUGGCUUGACUCGACCACUUUAGCUCUUCAUUCAUCUGCUACAGCAUCCGGUGACCCGACCACCACAGGAGAUCCUCCCAGCCUGAGUCACAGUGUCAGAGAAAAGGCUUUCUGGAGGAACACUUACUGUGAUGUUUGUGGGAAGAACUUUGCCUGUCAGAGUGCUCUGGAUAUUCACUAUCGAAGCCACACUAAGGAGAGACCGUUUAUCUGCAUGACAUGCAGCAGAGGCUUUUCCACAAAGGGGAAUCUCAAGCAACACAUGCUCACACAUCAAAUGAGGGACUUCCCACCACACCUCUUUGAACCCUCCAAUCCUGACCGAGCACCCACCAAUGAAGGCUCCUUGUUGCCUGUUGGUUCCCAAGCUGUAACGGCAGAGAUGACUACUUUCCUGAGCUCCUCUUUCAGGAAUGGCUCUGAUCUUUCUGGUUGUUCACAGAGCUCCUCUGUUUCUGAGUCCCCUCUGUGUGCUGUUGCACCACAUCGCCGGAUGCCCAAACAGCACCACUGCAAGACUUGUGGGAAGAGCUUCUCCUCCUCCAGUGCUCUGCAGAUCCACGAGAGGACCCACACCGGGGAGAGGCCCUUCGCCUGCGCCGUCUGUGGACGGGCUUUUACUACCAAAGGAAAUCUAAAGGUCCACAUGGGAACUCACAUGUGGAACAGCGCCCCCAGCAGGAGGGGCCGCAGACCGUCGGCGGGGUUUGGGACUCGUCCCCUUAAACCUCCUGAGUCGUCGGCGACGCUUUCCUACUGCAGAAAGUCGGUCCACCCCUGGAACCAAAGUCCAGGAGGCGUGAAGAUGAGCGAAUGCUUGGUGAGUGGAGGGACGUCCUUCCCCUCAGGACACGUGGGACUGAAGAAGACGCCUGUCCACAGCAGCGAGCCUCCAGCUGCUAACAGUUAAAGAGCCUCACUGCCAAUUCGCUGAUUGGUGGAACAAAAUGAAGGCUGAAUUGUUUAUUUGUACUUUGCAACUUGUUCUGCUCUGUCGCUGCACUUUUUAAAAUGCAUUUAAAUGUUACGAUAUCAAAUAUAAAGCUGUGGUGCUGUGUGAGAUUACAGCUGACGUACAUGUUCCACAUGGCAGUGAGAAGUAUGUUAUCAUGUCCAACAGACUUAAAUAUGCUGAUUAUUGUGAUUGCAGGUCUACCAUUUAUCUUUGUUUUUAAGUCUUACAUAACAAACGUAACAGAGUUAUGCUUUGUUGUUUGGAUUUAUUUGAAUUGUUUACUUCUCUGAUUUCAUCAAUUAGAAACUACUGAUUAUGUGACAACUGAAACAGCUCGCCGCGUUUGAUUCACAGUGUUGCAUUAAAGCCCUUUGAACGGUCCUGUACAGCAGGCCAGCCAGCGUCAGUGACGUGAGACAGCUGUCGUCAUGGAUACG
This is a messenger RNA of Scatophagus argus, 4012 nucleotides long. It is a transcript of the gene sall1b, whose product is annotated as spalt-like transcription factor 1b. Bases 69 to 3530 code for a protein of 1153 amino acids. Lineage: Eukaryota; Metazoa; Chordata; Actinopteri; Scatophagidae. Gene Ontology annotation, cellular component: nucleus. The record is from RefSeq and is a predicted model, not a curated record. Gene Ontology annotation, molecular function: DNA-binding transcription factor activity, RNA polymerase II-specific; RNA polymerase II cis-regulatory region sequence-specific DNA binding. Gene Ontology annotation, biological process: regulation of transcription by RNA polymerase II. The transcript has 3 exons.